CGCCCGGAAAAUCCAUCUGGUCCUCGUUCAUCGAUGAAAAGGACCCAAAUUUACCAACAAAUACGAAUGGGCAAGUGGUACCAGUAUGGCAAGUCCACAUGUUGCCGGUGUGAUAGCUAUUAUCGUGGGCUAUGAGGGCUACAAAUCACCGAGCGCCCAGAAUGUUUACGAUCGCAUCAACAAAAACGCGAUUGCGGCAGUGAAAUCAGAUGAUGAGAUCAAACGCGUUGGGGCUACACUCAACCUCCUUCAGUCAGGUAUGAAGGGUGGGACCAGAAGGACUUCUGCCGAUCCAUAUGAUGGAAUAGGCCAUGAUGAGCUUAAGAAGGCUGUCGUUGCUGCUGCGGAUGAUGCUUCCGACGCUGCAACAACCACUGCUGCAGCCGAAAGUACAGUGACUGAGAGUAUGUGUUUUAACCCCAUUUCUUCUCUUAUUCUGUGCAAUAUGAGUACUGAUUUUUCAUAGACGCUCCAUUCGCAACCCAAGCGCCUCCCAAAGACGACAAAGCAGACUUUGACGAAACAAUCGAAGAAGACGACGGAACUGACCCUGCCGAUCCAAUUGAAACCAAGAAAUCUAGCGCUACAGCCACCAAAACAUCCAGUUCAGCUCCCAAAUCAACAUCCUAAAAGACCACUUCGACUCCUAAGAGUAGUUCGGCGGCCAAGACAACCAGCUCCGCUCCCAAGACAAGCAGUACAGCGAAACCAAAGCUAACAGCUUGUGAUUGUAAUGAAAAUGGAUGUACUCCUGAGCCUAAGGAUGCGGAUGGUGGAUGUUGUGGAAAUGGGACUUGUGGUCCAGAUGUUGUACUGAAUACUGUCACGUAGUCGUUGUCGCAGCAAUAUGAAAUUGAUUGGAAGUUUUAGUAGGCUUCUUUGUCUUAAC
Messenger RNA from Hymenoscyphus albidus, 889 nucleotides. The record is from the annotation of a GenBank genome assembly. NCBI's taxonomy places the organism in Eukaryota, Fungi, Ascomycota, Leotiomycetes, Helotiales, Helotiaceae.